UUGCUAAGAGGGCUGGAGCGCUUCCCCUGUGAAAGCAGGGCGAGGAAGUUUGGGCGGCUCAGCCUAGAGAUGAGAAGGUUGCGUGGAGACCCCAGGGCAGCCUUCCCUGUCUGGAGGGUCCUGCAGGGAAGUCAGAGAGGGACACUUAAUCAGGAAGAAGGAGUAAUGGGUGCAAAUGAAAAGGGGAGACGUUUAGAUUAGCUAUUUUGAAAGAAAUUCUUGAGUGUGCAGGUGGUGAGACACUGAAACAGAUUUCUCAGGAAGGUUGUGGAUGCCCCAACCUUGGAAGUGUUCAAGGCCAGGCUGGAAAAGGCCGUGAUCAACAUGGUCUGGUGGGAGUUCCCCUGCCCAUGGCAGGGGUGUUGGGAUUAGGUGAUCUUUAAGGUCCAUUCCAGACCCUUAACGUUUGAUGAUUUGAUGCUUGCCCUCGGACCUGAACAGGAGCUCCUGGCAACAGAGGAGCGGUGCUCACUUCGUCCUCCUUCGUGUUUGCAGAAUGUCAGUGGCUGCUUACUGUGUAUUUUGCUACAGAAAAAUAGGAACUUCUGGUCCAGCCACAAAAAAACAACUACCCUGGAAUGAUAUCAGAAAAAUUGCAAAGGUAACUGGAUCACUUAUACUAGGAGGCUUUGUAUUCAUUACAUAUGAAGUCCUGUCCUUAAAUAAGUUACUGCAAAUCGAUACUCAAGCUCUACAUCAAGAAAAACUUAAAUCCUAUGUAUAUGUACGUACAGCUUCUCUAAGUCCAAGUGAAUAUCAAGGGUUUACAUACAAAGCCAGAAAAGAAAUUCAUAAAGCAGUGAGGAGAAUUCUAGAAACAGAAGCUAAAAUCUUCCGGAGACCUUUUAACGAACAAUUCAGUACAUUUGAUGGAGAAGAUCAUGAGUGUGCCUUAUGGCUUCUCUUAAAGAGAAGUCAGUCAGAAGACAAAGCGAUCCGACUGCAGGCUGUGCAAGACCUGGCAAGCAACAGUCACUGGCAUGAUUAUCAGUAUGUCACAGUUGCUCAAACCUGUGAUCAAAGGACUGCUAUAGGUUUGGCUCGUUCCAAAGAUGUUGACCUUCGUUUUUUCCUGCCUCCACCACCAUUGCCAAAAAUAAAGACUGACUAUCCCAUAGAAGAUGAACUUCGCUUGUUGUUGGUAUCUUUACCUCAGACUGGUCUUGAUCCAUGUGUCCAGUACUUCACAUCUCUUGCAUUACGUGAAAGUAGCCAGACUCUUGCUGCACAAAGGGGAGGCUUAUGGUGUUUUGGAGGAAAUGGACUUCCAUAUUGUGAGACAUUGGGUAAAAUCCCUUCAGAGACAGUGGAACUCUUUUGCUUGCAGGCUUUAGUACAGCAUUCUAAGAUUUCUUCUCACUGUGAUAAAAUUGAAGCUAAAGGAGGCCUCCAGCUACUGCAGAGGAUAUAUCAGCUACGUAAAGAUUCAGCCAAGAUACAGAGGAACAUAAUCCGCAUUAUUGGGAACAUGGCUUUGGAUGAACGUCUUCACUCAUCCAUAGUACGUGCAGGUUGGGUUUCUGUACUUGCUGAAGUAAUGAAAUCCCCACACAUCAUUCAGUCUUCUCAUGCAUCCAGAGCUUUGGCUAAUCUAGACAGGGACAUGGUGAAAGAAAAAUAUCCAGAUGGUGUUUAUGUCUUGCAUCCACAAUAUCGUAGCAGCCAGCCUGUCAGAGCAGACAUCCUUUUCGUUCAUGGUCUUUUGGGAGCAGCGUUUAAAACCUGGCGACAGCAGGACAUUGACCGGCGUUUGGAUAGAAAGGCCUCAGAAGGGGAAGAGGACUAUACUCAGUGCUGGCCAAAGACAUGGCUUGCUUCAGACUGUCCUUCCCUUAGAAUCAUAUCUGUGGAGUAUGACACCCAUUUGAGUGACUGGAAAGCAAAAUGUCCUGUUGAGGCUCAAAGGGAAUCUAUUGCUUUCAGGAGCAGUGAGCUGCUUGACAAGCUCAAAGCUGCUGGGAUUGGAGACCGACCUCUGGUGUGGGUAUCCCAUAGCAUGGGUGGUCUUCUAGUCAAAAAGAUGCUGGUGGAUGCUUCCAAGAAUCCAGAAAUGGAUAAAAUUGUAAACAACACCAGAGGAAUCGUAUUUUAUAGCGUACCUCACCAUGGUUCCCAGCUGGCUGAAUAUUCUAUAAAUGCCAGAUAUCUCCUCUUCCCGUCUGUGGAGGUUAAAGAGCUCAGCAAGGAUUCUCCCGCCCUUAAAGAGCUGAAUGAUGACUUCUUGUCUUUUGCCAAAGACAAGAAAUUUUCAGUGCUGAGUUUUGCAGAAACCCUACCAACGCACAUAGGCAGCAUGAUAAAACUGCAUGUUGUACCUGUGGAGUCAGCAGAAAUAGGAAUUGGAGACCUUAUUCCAGUGGAUGUUAAUCAUCUAAAUAUUUGCAAGCCAAAGAAGAAGGAUGCUUUCCUGUAUCAACGUACACUGAAGUUCAUUCAGGAUGUUUUAGCCCAAGAACUGUGAGAUUGAGGUUUUGCCAUCCAUUCCUGCUUGUGUCCUGUGUUUGGUGUAACACAGAAACUUCUAACAUUUGUUAGGGGAUCUGUAGAAUCACAAGGGUGCUGUGUCAAUAGUAUCUGCUGCUGAAUAAUUUCCUGUACAUCUUGAACUUUAGACACCUGUCCAAUUACUUUCUCAAAAUACAUUCAAAACAAAUACAAACUUGGCAAAAAAAAAAAAAGUGUGUGCCCAGGGUAUCUUCUUUUAGCAAAAGAAACCCCAAGCUUGCUUUGAAAGCAGGUAAAUAUACACCUGGGAUAAAGUCUUAUAGACAGGAUUAGAAACAAAUGAGGUGGUUAUUUGUUGUGUCAAAGGGCAGAAGCAGCAUGUGGCUGCUGCAAAGUUUUGGUUUAAUGUCCAUGCUAGGGUAGCCUGACUGGAGCCUGAAAAAUUACUGUUCAAGAGAAUGAAGGUAGCAUUUUGGCCUAGUGACCCAGUUUUAGGAGGUUUUGUCAUUUGCCUUUUAACACAUCGCCCAGAUUGGUCAGCAGACACAGCAUCUGUUUUUCUGCAUGAGAAAGAGACAGGUUGGUAGCUUGCCUUGCUUAGAAAAUUGUGGUUGUUUUAGUCUGUUUCUAUUAAUGAAAACAAAAGAAAAGAAAUAUUCAUCUUCUUGUACAUUUCCCUCUUAAGUCUUAGCAACUUGUGAGAUUGCUUUCCUUAGGACAGCGUGUAUCUGGUCAGACAGGGCAGUUCUGUGCAUGUUCACAUUGAAGAUGUGUUUGAUGAGCUCAGCUCUUCUGCUUUGCUCUUGGGACACCCCAAGAAGUUGGUACAUUCAAAUUCCUGGCUCAUGUUACUCAUACAGAAAGUUUUCUGUAGCUGAUUUAAAGAAGAGCAUUGAAAAUGCUCGGGUGAAGCACAACAGAUGUAGGCCCUGAAAAGAAAGCUAAUGCUUAGAGUUUGGAGCUGAGGUAGAAAAAAGUAAAGCAGGAAGAAAAUCAGGUGAUUGUAAGGCCUCACUGGAAACUACCACAAAUGUUUUGGUUUUCUGGGGCCCAAAUAUAUCUGCUGGUGUAAAUACAGUGAAAACCAGCAGUGUCUUAUUUGAGUUUAUGUUUAUGUUUAGGAUACCCUAACAGUACUGAGAAAUCAGUAUUUUUAGAUUAAAAAAUGGCAGUGCACAGUCACUUUUUUGAAGUCUUAGAUAAUUUGCACUGUGAAUAGAAGAAGCCUCAUGUUAUUGUGGUCUCUUUACUCCCUUUCUUUACACCUGCAUCCCUCUCUGAAAACAAACAUGGGCUGUGUAAAGCUGUAAUGCCUUUGCUGACCAUUUGUUAAAUAAGUUCUGUAUUGAUGACAGGCUUGAGGUGUCUCCUCAUGUCACUCCUGUGAGAUGGAUCCAGAAUUGGUGUCCUUCAAAUGGUGGCUGUGAAAGCUGCCAAGGAGGGGGGAUGCUCCUUGCAGUUCUGCAUGGGCUUGGUGCUGUGGGCACUGCAGUCCUGCCAGGUCCUGAGAGCAGCCCAGGAGGACACUGCAGCUCAAAAUACACUUCUGGAAAUUGAGGGAACUGCAAAGGAAAAUUCAUAAGAGCAGUACAGAGACUGUACAGCACUACACUGGCAAAAAGAGCAUUUCGCCCCCCAGCUGAGAUGUAGGUGAGAACACUGCAUGGCAGUAUUUCGUACAGAAAAUGUAACAGAAGUGUCUUAAUUUCUGAAGAGGUUUAUAUUUUUUACACUGUGGUUUAGAUUUCAGAGUGUAAAUAUAUUAGUACACUUUGUAUUCACAGAACAGAGUAUGUGGAAUUCAUGGUGAAUAGACAAGACUUCUAAUAACUGAAUGCUUGUUUCAUGUGACAAAUCUAUUGGUUUUAAUAGACUCCUUUGGCUUACACAGAUUCAGAUCAGUGACAUUAAACAUUAAUCUUAGUAAAUGCAUCUGUGUUUUGUAACUGGAAUUCUUAAGGCAAUAUUUUCCUUUUUGUAACUGUAUUUAUAUAUGUGUAACUUCUAAAACUAAUAUUUGGUGGGGGGUCGUUGGGUUUGGGUUUUAUUUUUUUGGAAUAUAGUAAUAAAAUGUGAUUUAAAAUAUGCCUUGGAUAUGUCACAAAGUGUAUUAAAGGUUCAUGAUCUGUCA
Pyrgilauda ruficollis (rufous-necked snowfinch) is the source of this 4576-nucleotide messenger RNA. RefSeq names its product serine active site containing 1 (gene SERAC1). The transcript is spliced from 17 exons. The record is from RefSeq and is a predicted model, not a curated record. The coding region runs from base 497 to 2461 and encodes 654 amino acids. Lineage: Eukaryota; Metazoa; Chordata; Aves; Passeriformes; Passeridae.